GCUGCGCGAUUCAGCUUUCUCCUUCUUACUACUCUUUUCAAUUAACCGGAGAGCUCCCUUGUGAUCUCGCCGGAAUAUACCUAACCUCCUCCACAACCUUCCAAAAUUUAAUUCUUAUUUAAACUUAAUUUCAUGAAUUCGACUCUUCACAAUAAUUGAGAAGAGGAACGAAACGAUGGAUGAUUAUUACACAGCUGAUGAUGAAGAGGAUUGCUAUUACUCCUCCGAUCAGGAGUCUCUGGGUGGGAUUGAUAACGACGAUUCCGAUUUUCACGCCUCCUCGUCUAAGAAAUCAUCCACUCAGGUGAUCACACAAGAAUCGCUUCUAGCAGCACAGAGAGAAGAUUUGAUGAGGGUGAUGGAGUUGUUAUCUAUUAAGGAGCAUCAUGCUCGGACUCUUCUCAUUCAUUACCAGUGGGAUAUUGAGAAGUUGUUUGCUGUUUUCGUUGAGAAAGGGAAAGAUAGUUUGUUUUCUGGAGCUGGUAUAACUGUUUUCAACUGUCAAUACGGCGACACUUCGUGUACUGGAUCUUCGAAGAUGUGUUGUGAUGUUUGUCUAGAGGAUGUGUUAGGUGAUCAGAUGAAGAGGAUGGACUGUGGCCAUCGCUUUUGCAACGAUUGUUGGACGGAGCAUUUCACUGUGCAGAUCAAUGAAGGUCAGAGCAAAAGGAUUAGAUGCAUGGCUCAUAAAUGCAAUGCUAUAUGUGAUGAAGAUGUUGUCAGGAGCCUUGUAAGUAAAAAGCGUCCUGAUCUAGCUGAGAAGUUUGAUCGGUUCCUUGUUGAGUCAUACAUCGAAGACAACAAGAUGGUCAAGUGGUGUCCGAGCACUCCCCAUUGUGGGAAUGCGAUACGAGCUGAGGAUGACAAGCUCUGCGAAGUGGAAUGUUCGUGUGGUCUUCAGUUCUGUUUCAGUUGUAUGUGCCAAGCACAUUCCCCUUGCUCUUGUUUGAUGUGGGAGCUAUGGAGAAAGAAGUGUAGGGAUGAGUCGGAGACUGUUAACUGGAUAACUGUACAUACGAAGCUGUGUCCCAAAUGUUCCAAACCUGUGGAGAAGAAUGGUGGAUGCAAUCUCGUGAGGUGUAUUUGUGGGCAGUACUUUUGUUGGCUAUGUGGUGGAGCUACUGGAAAGGAACACACUUAUAGGAGCAUCGCUGGUCACAGUUGUGGUCGGUACGAAGAUGACAAAGAAAGGCAGAUGGAAAGAGCCAAAAGGGAUUUAGACAGGUACACACAUUACCAUCACCGAUACAAAGCUCACACUGAUUCAUCAAAGCUGGAAGAUAAACUGAGGAAUACAAUCCUCGAGAAAGUGUCAAAGUCAGAAAAGAAAGAGCUGAAGCUCAAAGACUUCACCUGGGUCACCAAUGGACUCAACAGGCUAUUCAGAUCGAGAAGGAUUCUUUCGUAUUCGUAUGCUUUCGCUUAUUACAUGUUUGGUGAGGAGCUCUUCAAAGAUGAGAUGAGCACUAAGGAGAGAGAGAUGAAGAAGAAUCUGUUCGAGGAUCAGCAGCAGCAACUCGAGGGUAAUGUUGAGAAACUUUCUCAGUUGUUAGAGGAGCCUUUUGAUGAUUUUAGUGAUGAUAAAGUCAUGGAUGUGAGGAUCCACGUCAUCAACUUGUCUGUUGCGGUGGAUACCUUAUGCAAGAAAAUGUACGAGUGCAUUGAGAAUGAUUUGCUCGGUUCUCUACAGUCUGGUAUCCACAACAUCGCACCUUACAGCUCAAAGGGGAUCGAACAAGCAGCUGAGUUUCAUGCUUCUUGGAGUUCCAAACCUUUGGAUAGUAGUGGAGAGACAUCGAGGCCUGAGAGAGCUUCAGGAUCAAGGAACUCUGAAGACAUGGUUUGCUCUUCUUCUUCACAUAAACGUCCAAGAAGAGAAGGUUUCACAAACAGCAAAGUCACUUUGUUGGACUUGAACUUGCCUGCUGAUUUCGUUGACCAGAACUGAACUGAAGCUCAACUCAAAUCCCUUUUUUUUGUUUGUGUUUUGUCCAAAUGAUAUGACAUAGCAAAAAGGGUUUAACUAUAUCCCCCAAGAUUCAUGAGUCAUGAGACUGACUAAUUAUUAUUUUCCUUUCAUAUAGUUUUUGGUUUAUAUAUAUAACUCUUGUUUUGGACUUCUAAUAUAUAGAUCUCUGAUUCAGCUUAUGAGCUCUGUUACUUCUCAAUGCCUAUGAGAAAUGUAAAUUUGAAAGUCAAGAGAGAUAUUGG
Messenger RNA from Eruca vesicaria subsp. sativa (arugula), 2211 nucleotides. Lineage: Eukaryota; Viridiplantae; Streptophyta; Magnoliopsida; Brassicales; Brassicaceae. The record is from the annotation of a GenBank genome assembly.